Messenger RNA from Nicotiana tabacum (common tobacco), 1470 nucleotides. Lineage: Eukaryota; Viridiplantae; Streptophyta; Magnoliopsida; Solanales; Solanaceae. The record is from RefSeq and is a predicted model, not a curated record.
CCAUGUCUAGGACUAAUUCACGUUAUUUACAUAACUAUCUAACAUUAGUUAUAUUCUGCGGCUCUUGUUUCCAGUGAAAAAUAUAUAGUGCAAAAGAUUGUCUCCAGAAGUAGCUGAGUAGUUAAGCACAUACAUGAUUGGCCAACUUUUCUGAUUGGAUAUUCAAUUGUUCAUUAUCGUUUGAGUUAACAAUUUUUAUCACUCAUCGACCCAUAACAUGGUGAUGGAGGAUCUCGCAAUUAUACUUGAGAAUCCACAUUCUACAGGUGGAAAGGAGGGAGGAGCAUCAAAUUAGAAGGUUCUGAUCAUGUUCCAGUUUACACGAGUUUAGUGGAAAUCCCUGAAGUAUUGGAGCAUAGCACCCCAUCAUUGUCUACGAGAUACCAUCCCCAGGUCUACGGGAGUCAGCAAACUCUUGUGUCUAUGUUCGCAAGAAGGCAAUCAACUGAGCAAGUUAUUUCAGAGGAAAGGAUAAGCCCUCUGUUCCCAAGUCAGGAAAAGUUUACCUCAACUCCAGAGAACUACGAUAGUAAAGCUUCGCAAAUUAAGGUGCUUGGUUCUCGAAAUAAUGCUAAUAUUCUGCCGAGCAUUGUAGCCAAGAAGAAAUCAAGGCAUGGUCAGGGGUCUCAGCUCACACUCAACUCAUUCUUCCAGAAAUGCACUAGAAGUGAGACUUCUGACAGUAGCUCUGCUGAUUUUAAAAUUUGUCAGACAGACAUUUCUUACUCUCAGAUUGACCUCAAUGGAGUUCCUUCUGCUGAUGAUGAAAGUGGUCCUUCAAAGGACUGCAGAUUAAAUGUUAUUGACAAUAUUCAAAAUGAAGGCCAGCUAGAUGCAUGCGAUUCAGAUAAAGAGAAGAGGAAAGUGGCAUUACAGGAGUGGCAAAGGAUUCAGCAAUUAAUGCAGAAUAGCGUACUUCUUUGUAAGGGCCAUCGAGAACCUUGUGUUCCACGGAUUGUUAAAAAAGCAGGCCCCAAUUUGGGCCGCAGAUUUUAUGUCUGUGCUCGAGCUCAGGGACCUGCAUCAAAUCCUGAAGCAAAUUGUGGUUAUUUCAAAUGGGCUGCUGCUUCAAAGUGUAAGGAGAAAGGAAAGUGAAGUCUCCGCUGCAUAUAUUCGUACGUGAUAAACAACUAAAGUUCUGCAUAAUGAGAGAGUUCAGGUUAGUUAAAAUUUCGAAACUUGCUCAGUGGGAGCAUGUGGUAUCUCCACGUUCUUGUGCUUUUCUCUGCAGUCAACCUUCUAUUUCCCCACAGUACUGACGUGGGAAUUUGUAGCAGUUUAUUUACGUGAUAAACCGCAAAAUCAAUAGAUUCAGUGUUCUGUGUCAUUAGCUGAAAUUAUUUGUAUUCUUUGGCAUAAUUACUUGGAAAUUAGUCAUCUUCCUUCAAAACCUUGCAUCGUUCCACAUGCGGUGGUAUGAAUUUCAUGGAUAAAGUUUGUUUCUAUUGAAACCUUCUACCAUUAUUUUAA